AUUCAAGUGACACAAGGCUUUGACAGACAGUUGAGGCUUUUGAAAAAGCAACAUGGCUGCCGAGGUGGCCAAGGUGAAGAGUGCUGCGGUGAUGAACAUUCAAAUUUGCAGACUCCAAUUUCAGAGUGCGACGUAGCUUUGCCCUUCUUUUGCGGUAGCAUGAGGCCCACAAUCAAAAUCAAACAAACCAAACGGGAAGUUUUUAACGGUUUUCUUCGUUAAAUUCGAAAAUUCUUCGUUCAAUCGAAAGUAAACAAAACAACCCUUUCGAAGCAGCCCUGCAGUUGUAGGAUUUGUUUCACGCGCUAACGAUGGCUGCGAAUAAUUUGCGCCAGUUUUAUACGGAAUUUAUUUUAUUGUACAAAAGUUUUCCCUGCCUGUGGGACAUUACCUCGAAGGCGUACAUCGAUCGGGCGGAAAAGCAGAAAGCGUACGACCAGUUGGUACAAAAGUAUAAAGAAAUCGACAAGAAUGCGACACGCCAUACGGUUACAAAGAAGAUCAACACUCUGCGAACGUGCUACCGCCGGGAGCUAGGAAAGAUUAGCAAAUCCAUUCGAUCCGGUGCCAGCGAGGAGAAUGUGUACCAACCGACGUUAUGGUACUUCGAUUUGUUCACCUUUCUGGACGAAGGCAAAGGUCAGGAUGGGGAAUUGCCAUACGAUGGCUGUGAUACAAGUGCUGCGGCACAGGAUUCAGCUGUGGAAGAGAUUGUAGAGCAUAUAGAAAUAGAGUAUAUUGACGAUGAAACACACCAGAAUAGUAACGAUUAUGAUUCGACUGGGGAGGAGGAACGGCUCCUUUCACCGUGCAGUAUGGGCUCCAUCAACGUAGCUGAGCCGUCCGCUGGGAAAAGAAAAUACUCUUUCAUUGAACAGAGAGUAGAUACACGAGCCAGCUAUGGCAGUGCUAGCAAUAAUGUACCAUUUACUUCAAUGCGGGAAGAUGCAUUUGAUAUUUUUGGCAAACACGUUGCGUACAAACUGCGUUCCCUGAGCAAGGAGCAGAAUAUUCUGGCGCAAAAGCUCAUUAACGACGUGCUGUUUGAGGGUGAAAUGGAAACACUGAACCGACAUUGUAAAAUAUCCAUUCCAAACGAUCGUCGACAUAGGGUAGCGUGCACGAAACACGAAAUUUAAGAGGUUUUUCAAUGUUUUUGAAAAGAACAAGUAAUAUUUUGUGGAAAAAGCGAGAAAAGACUUUACAAUUCAAACGUGUAUUCAUUUAUUUAUUAAUAAAAAUAAUUGUAAGCUGCCCAAGUAUCUUCUUCUUCUGGAAGAAAUGCGAAGCUCUAAAACGUUACUAUAUAAACUCAAUUUUAAGUUCGGCUCUAAGACUUAGAGACUUAAGACACAUUACUGGUACAUUGGAUGGAUAAUAACUUAAGUAUAUAAAACACUGACUGACAUGCGCGUGCUUUAAAGUGCAAUUAAAGAUGAAGAGAAAAAAAAAACGAUUCAGUGUGAUGCAUCGAAGGGUUUGCUUUACAGUUUAGCUAAGUC
Messenger RNA from Anopheles merus, 1502 nucleotides. RefSeq lists its product as uncharacterized. The transcript is spliced from 3 exons. NCBI's taxonomy places the organism in Eukaryota, Metazoa, Arthropoda, Insecta, Diptera, Culicidae. The record is from RefSeq and is a predicted model, not a curated record. Bases 312 to 1139 code for a protein of 275 amino acids.